Messenger RNA from Pleuronectes platessa (European plaice), 3622 nucleotides. Its product is annotated as calpain-1 catalytic subunit. Gene Ontology annotation, molecular function: calcium-dependent cysteine-type endopeptidase activity. Lineage: Eukaryota; Metazoa; Chordata; Actinopteri; Pleuronectiformes; Pleuronectidae. Bases 278 to 2377 code for a protein of 699 amino acids. Gene Ontology annotation, biological process: proteolysis. The transcript is spliced from 23 exons. Gene Ontology annotation, cellular component: cytoplasm. The record is from RefSeq and is a predicted model, not a curated record.
CUCUGACUUGAAGUGUGUGUGUGAAUGUUUGUCUGUCAAAAACAAACAGCUUGUGAAGGAUCAACACCAAUGGGCGCGCCUGUAAAACAUUCCAUUCACCACACCCAGCAUCACCUUUCAACACACGCAUUAGGUAAUAACGCAGAUAGACUUGCCUGUACGCUGAGUCGUGGCCUCAGGCGUUUGCAGGAACGAGAGCUUCUUCACUCAUAUUUGUUGUUCCACCCAAACUCAACACGUUCUCUCUUCGCCUGCUGAGAGCUCAACCACUGCAGCAAUGCAUACCUCUGGUGUUUGUAUGAACAUCAUCAAUGCACGUCAUCAGAAAAGUGGCCGUGGGACCAUCACCAACCCCAUUAGCUUCCUCAACCAAGACUACGAGCAGAUGAAACAGUACUGCCUCAGCCGACGAGUAAGGUACAUUGAUGAGAUGUUCCCCCCUGACAGUAACACCAUCGGCGAAGGGUUACUGAAACCUUCUGACCUGGACCGUGUGGUGUGGCUGAGACCAGCGGUUAUGGUAUCCAAUCCAUCUUUUGUUGUUAAAGGGAUCUCCAGAUUUGACUUUGGUCAAGGCCAUCUUGGAAACUGCUGGUUCCUUGCAUCUAUCGGAGCUCUGACAUUCCACAAGUCAAUACUAAAGCAAGUUGUUCCUCCUGAACAAAGUUUCAAUGAGGACUACUGCGGGCUGUUCCACUUCAGGUUUUGGAGGUUUGGGAAAUGGGUAGAUGUUAUCAUUGAUGACAAGCUACCAACAAUUGAUGGAAGAAUAAUCUUCGUCCAAUCCAAAACUCCGACUGAGUUCUGGCCUGCUUUGCUGGAGAAAGCCUAUGCCAAGGUGUGUGGUUCAUACGCAGAUAUGAAGUCUGGAACUCCUGCUGAGGCUUUGGUUGACUUCACUGGCGGUGUCCACAUAUACGUGAACCUCACAGAACCUCCUCCGGACCUGUGGGAGCUGAUGACAAGAGCUGGACAGAAUAUUUCCCUGAUGGGCUGUGGGACUCAUAAGGGGAAAACAUCUGCCAAUGAUGUGCUGCCAAAUGGAUUGGUCCAAGGCCAUGCCUAUGCUGUCACAGGUGUGAAACAGUUUAUUAGCCGAGGGAAACUCGUUAACCUGGUGCGUUUGUGGAACCCCUGGGGCCAAACAGAGUGGAACGGACAGUGGAGCGAUAAUUCGCCUUUGUGGCAAACUGUGACUCCUCAGGAUCGUGAAAUGUGCCUUUCAAUGAUAAAUAAUGGAGAGUUUUGGAUGACACUGGAAGACUUCUGUGAGUUCUACGAUGAUCUUGACAUCUGCUGCCUGUGUCCAGACUUCCUUGAUGGAAGCUCCACGUGCCAUUGGAAGUCGUCAUUCUAUGAGGGCAGAUGGGUUGCAGGAACCACGGCUGGAGGAUCCACGGAGAACUAUGAAAAAUUCUCAACUAAUCCACAGUAUCGGAUCAAGGUCGGCAAAUUAUUCAGUGAGUGUUCAGAGAACCAGGGGGAAAAAAACUUUCUGGUGUCUCUCAUGCAAAUGCCCGACAAAAGGAACAGACGCCUGGUUGAAAAUCUCCACAUUGGACUCAACGUAUUUGAGGUGACUGAAGAGUACCAGGCAAACAAAGGGAGGUUCCAAGCUUCUUUCUUCGCCAAAAACAAAGUUGUGGCAAAAACUAAAAGCUACUUGAACGCACGUGACGUGAUGGAGUUCGUCAUGUUGAAGCCUGGUGAAUACCUGAUUGUGCCAUCCACCUACCAUCCCAAUGAGACGGCCUCCUUCAUCCUGACCAUCCUGUCCAAGGCCGAGAACCAUGUGCAUGAGGAUUCUGGAGGCCAUAACCACGAACACAACGAAACAGAAGAGAAAACACCAGAGGAAAGUGUACUGGAUGACGCAAAUAAGAGAAACUUUUUCCGUCAAAACUCUGACAAGUAUGAAGAAGUGGAUGCUGAGAUGCUCCAGAUGAUUCUAAAUGACCGAAUCUUGAAAGGAGAUUUGAAAUCUGGAGGCUUCAGCAUCGAUGCCUGUCGCAGCAUGAUUUCUCUGAUGGAUACGUCUAUCACGGGCAAACUGAAUGGCGAGGAAUUCCUUCGUCUGUGGAAGAAGGUCAUCGUGUACAAGGACAUUUUCUCCCAAAAGGACGUUUCACUUACAGGAACACUGUCUCUGAAUGAGCUCAGGAAUGCUGUCAUGGCCUCAGGAAAGCGUGUCAGCGAUGACAUGCUGAAUUUGAUGGCUCUGCGCUACGGUGCCUCCUCUGGACACAUGACACUGGAGAGUUUCAUCAGUCUCCUCCUUCGCUUUGAAUGCAUGUCCCAAAUCUUCAAGCAGCUGUCUGAUGGAUCGUCCAUGACUCUUGGUGAAUCAGAGUGGAUGUACCUUUCCAUGUACACUUAAUCUGCCAGAGAAGAUGAGCUGCAGGACUCAUUUGGAACAACGGCAGCAGACGAUGUCCAAAUAGAAUAAAAGAACAAACAAAGUAAUUUCUAUUGCAAAUAAGCUGUUCUAUAUUUUUUUAACAACAGGGCGUUUCUUUCACUCCAUUGCAAAGCUGAGUCGGAGAACAAAAGAAUAGCACAGACAGAUAUGCUAUCAGAUACUCUGAAUAUUUUUUUUAUAAAAAAUGCUACGCUGAAAACUGGCAAAGAAAAGGUCAAAUAUUUUACUGCGUGGAUCAUGGCUACACUAAUGUAGCUAAUGUACUAAUGUACAAUGUGAAUGGGUAUUGUUCAUUUUAGGUGGGUUACUGCAUUACCCGAUUUACAAUUAGAUGGAAUUUUUCCAAAAUACGAUUUUUUGGGGCCAUGCAAUAAGCAUGUAUCACUGGUACCCAUGAAGCCAUAUCACUUUCUGUAAUCUUCCACCUUUGUCUCUAUACAAUUACCAUGUUGUUAACAGUGAAUGUUUACAUGGACAGCAACAUUUCAAUAUUAUUCCGAUCAAGACACUAGAAUAAGACAAUGUCAUAUAAAGAUAAUUUAUUGAUUACUUUAACCUGAUAAAUGUCUUACUCAGACUAAGCACUAUUUAAAUCAAGAUAUGUGGAGUAUUCCAAGCUAAAUCAGAUUAUGACAGCAUGUAUAGGUCUUAAUAAUAUUAAAAGGUCCUACUGGAGUUUUCAUUGUAUUUUCUGACAUCGACAUACGGCAGUAACCAACUGCUUGAUGACAUUUGCCCUGGGUGUAAACAAGAUGCUAUUUCAAGUUGGGGUUUUAAAUCUGUUGGAUUGACAUCGGACACAAUGGCUUAGUGGACAUAGUAAUGAGUCCUAACCAGACUGCUCUGUGACAUGUAAACAGGAAUAUGAAUUGAUUUGAAUUGAAUUCUAUUAGUAACUCAUCUAAACAACAUAAUAGACAUGUCUAAUUCUGUAUGAAGGUCAACAGUUGGAAUAUUGGUGUCCAUAUAAACAGUGUAAUUUCAUGAAUACUAUUCAGUAAUAUGAUUGCCACGGAGGGGGAAUUAGCCAAUAUUAGCAUGCUAGCGUGCGAGGAUAUGUAUAUGUUAUACCGGCUAAUUACCAGCUUGUUAGCAGUAAUGAUAGCAUACAGUAGUUAGCAUGUACUGUACAAUGCUGUGAUUUUUUUUUUGGUGAAGGUUUUUUGAUUGAAUUUAACAAAAUAAAGAUAUAAUCCAGGUUAA